AUGGGAGAGGCAUUCGCCCUGCUGAGCCGUAGUCAGGCUGAUGAUGGAAUCUUGCUCAGUGCCAGCAGCCAUGACGUUGCUCCACAAGUGGCGAUGGGAUUCAACGACGAGGAGGCGACCGUGGUAUUGCCGACCGACACCGGCAGGCCACACACGUCUCACCGGUUACGACAUCCUGGCCUGACGGCAUCCCACAAGGAGAUGACGGUGAAGUUGUUAUCCUGUGACCUGUGUUCCUUCUCCUCUAUUUACGCCGACAAGCUGAGGAACCACAUCCGCACUCACAGUGGGACGGAGGGGCUGUUGUGCCUAGUGUGCCAGCAGGCGUUUCCGGAUGCGGACAGCCUGAAAGAACACAGCUCGACGCACAUCGGAGAGAAGAAGAAGUACAAAUGCAACUUGUGUCCAUACAUGGCAGGCUCGCCCAACAGCUUGGCACGUCACGUGCUCACACACACGGGUGAGAGGAAUUUUGCCUGCGGCGUGUGUGCCUACGUGUGCCCCAGGAUGGACACCCUGAAGAGGCACAUAAACAGGGUGCACCUUGAUAAACCCAGAAGGAGAAAGUGA
Molecule: messenger RNA, 570 nt
Organism: Rhipicephalus sanguineus (brown dog tick)
Lineage: Eukaryota; Metazoa; Arthropoda; Arachnida; Ixodida; Ixodidae
Product: zinc finger protein 513-like
Exons: 2
Coding region: 1-570 (189 amino acids)
Biological process (GO): regulation of transcription by RNA polymerase II
Molecular function (GO): DNA-binding transcription factor activity; RNA polymerase II cis-regulatory region sequence-specific DNA binding
Source: RefSeq, a predicted model, not a curated record